AUGGACUCAUAUCACUUACUUAGCCUUCUGGUUCUCGGCAUCGGGAAAUGGGGACAGAUCUUGGCAGGCAUUCUCAUGGCUCUGAAUGGUCGCGCUGGUGCUUUGUAUCGUAUCCCUUUCCCGGUUCUCUGUCGGUCUAGUUGGGGUCCACUUGGGGCUCUUUGGCCUACGUUUAACCGCGCAGUAAUGGCCAUUGUGUGGAACGGUGUCAAUGCUGUCCAGGGUGCGCAGUGCCUGAAUGUACUGCUGCAUUCCAUUUCCCCGUCGAUGGCUAGAAUUCCUAAUACCAUGGGCUCUAAGUCUGCCCUUACCAGUGCAGGAAUGAUAUGCUUUUCCGUGUUCUGGUACUUGCAUCCUUCCAUGGUGGACAUCUUCUACUUUGCCGCUUACUAUAGUGCCACUGUCGCUAUGCUGGCUUGGACACUGUCUUUAUCUGGAUCUUCCAAGCAGACACUUCGGUCGCAUUCAACAAUUCACGGUACCGAAAAGUCCUGGAUGGUUGCCAAGUUCUUCUGGCUAGGGCUCGCAAGCGUUGCCACCUUCGUCUCCAAUGCUGCCGAUCUUCAGCGAUAUGCUAGACGACCGAACGAUGUUAUCUUGGGUCAAGUGUUCAGCUUUCCUGUGGCUAACUUUAUUAUUGCCAUCAUGGGCUGUGUUAUAGCUGCUACCAGUGAGCCUAUAUUUGGGGAGCGUCUCAUGGAAGGUGAUCGCUAUACAGCCGGGAACCGAGCGGGUUGCUUUUUUAUCUCUCUUGGCUUUGUCUACUCAACUAUCUUCACCAAUAUAUUCGAGAACUCCAUACCAGUGGGAAAUGAUAUAGCAGCCUUGCUUCCCAAGUACCUCAACGUCAAGCUUCUAUCCUACGCCAUUUGUCCGUGGUAUCUACUAUCGUCAGCCGCUGUUUUCAUCAAGUUUCUCUCCUCCUAUCAGAUCUUUCUCUCCGCCAUUGCAGGAAUCCUACUCUGCGACUAUUAUCUGAUCCGCCGAGGCCGGCUUUGUAUCCCAGAAAUGUACACCAUGAAUCCAGAGGGUCGCUACCAUUACCUGCGCGGAAUCAACUUCCGUGCCUUCGCAGUAUAUCUAUUCUCAAUAGCUCCGAGCUUUUAUGGGUUUCUGAACCAGCUGGGUGUAAAGGGGCCGUUAUCUAUUCAACGGUUCUAUUACGUUUCGUAUCCGACCGGACUGUUGAUUGCAUUCAUUGGAUAUUAUUUAACAUGCCUUUGCUUUCCUAUCGUGGGCAUGGUGCGAACCCGUGGCUGGUGCGAACCUAGAGAGUAUAUCGAUGUGCAUGAUUCCGCCAGAGAUGAUACUACAAUGGAUUUUGAUGGUGUUGAUGUCUCGAGGCGGGAGAGUGAUGCGUUUGAUUCCGUUGUUGCAGAAGUACGAGGCACGCUUUCUGUGGACUUCUAA
Aspergillus pseudotamarii is the source of this 1410-nucleotide messenger RNA. Its product is annotated as permease for cytosine/purines, uracil, thiamine, allantoin-domain-containing protein. Bases 1 to 1410 code for a protein of 469 amino acids. Gene Ontology annotation, cellular component: plasma membrane. Gene Ontology annotation, molecular function: nucleobase transmembrane transporter activity. NCBI's taxonomy places the organism in Eukaryota, Fungi, Ascomycota, Eurotiomycetes, Eurotiales, Aspergillaceae. Gene Ontology annotation, biological process: transmembrane transport; nucleobase transport. The transcript is spliced from 8 exons. The record is from RefSeq and is a predicted model, not a curated record.